This is a messenger RNA of Pelobates fuscus (common spadefoot toad), 1926 nucleotides long. RefSeq names its product USH1 protein network component sans (gene USH1G). Lineage: Eukaryota; Metazoa; Chordata; Amphibia; Anura; Pelobatidae. The transcript is spliced from 4 exons. Gene Ontology annotation, molecular function: protein binding. Gene Ontology annotation, biological process: equilibrioception; sensory perception of light stimulus; sensory perception of sound. Bases 208 to 1602 code for a protein of 464 amino acids. The record is from RefSeq and is a predicted model, not a curated record.
AAUCCCAUUUACGUUACGUCCAUCCCUGGGAUGGAGUGUUUGUUUCACUCUGCAGUAUCCAGUUACAUUCUAACACAGGAUUUACAGAACCCAGGAGAGCCAGAGAUCUGACAACAUAGUAACAGCGGAGGAAGCAGGUGACAGAGGCGGGGACACGGUGAGGGGCUGCUUCCCUGGGUGGCGAGGCCUUUCUCCCGGACAUGCAGGAUGGACGGGCGGUAUCACCGGGCCGCCCGGGAUGGAUUCUUGGAUCUAUUGAAGGAGGCGACCAGACGGGAGUUAAACUCGCCAGACGAAGAUGGCAUGACCCCUACACUGUGGGCGGCUUAUCAUGGACAUCUCGGGGCACUGAGGGUCAUCGUCAGCCGGGGAGGCGAUCCGGAUAAAUGUGACAUUUGGGGGAACACACCUCUACAUCUGUCUGCUGCCAAUGGGCACUUGAACUGCCUAUCGUUUCUGGUGUCCUUCGGAGCCAACAUUUGGUGUCUGGAUAAUGAUUAUCACACGCCACUCGAUAUGGCAGCAACCAAGGGUCACAUGGAGUGUGUGCGCUACCUGGAUUCUAUCGCAGCCAAGCAGAGCAGCCUGAACCCUAAACUGGUCAGUAAGUUGAAAGAACGAGCAUUUCGCGAGGCCGAGAGAAGGAUACGUGACUGUGCAAAGUUGCAACGCAAACAUCACGAACGCAUGGAGAGGCGGUACAGGAAGGAGAUAUCUGAUCAUUCUGACACAAUGAGCUUCUCCAGCUUCUCCAGCUCAGUUAGCCAGCGUUUUCCAAGUGCCACUCUACUUGCCACCAUGCCAUACUCUCAUGCUGCAGGCACCACCAAAGGCAAAACUAAGAUGCAAAAGAAGCUGGAAAAGAGGAAACAGAUGGAUGGAACAUUCAAAAUAUAUGAGGAUGGAAGAAAGAGUGUGCGUUCGCUAUCAGGUCUUCAGCUGGGCAAUGAUGUCAUGUUUGUCAAACAAGGUACCUAUGCAAGCCCACGUGAGCGAGGUCGGCAACACCUACGUGACAUGUUUCUUCAUGAAGAAGAUUCCUUAUCUCGGGCUAUUAGUGACCCUGGAUUGCAUGGGGAUUCCACUCAUUCUGAGGUUAGCACAGACUCAGGACAUGAUUCUCUGUUUACUAGACCAGGCUUAGGUACAAUGGUUUUUCGGAGGAACUAUCUAAGCAGCGGACUGUUUGGGAUGGGGAGGGAUGAGGCUAAUGGUCUUCAUGGAGUGGAAAGUGAAGCCGUAAAACUUCGGAGCCGCCUUAAACGUUCUCCAAGCCUGGAUGAUAGCAUUGGAAGUGCCGGAAGCUUGGAGGGGAGACUUGAACAGGAGGUGCCCUGGGAGGAGCAAGAUUUGGGGUUGGAUGAUGAUGAAGAACCAGAUACAAGCCCACUGGAAACAUUUUUGGCUUCACUGCAGAUGUCUGAGUUUACUUCCUUAUUACAGGAUGAAAAGAUAGACUUGGCAGCCCUCAUGCUCUGUUCUGAUCAUGACCUCAAAAGUAUUCGCAUUCCAUUGGGGCCUCGGAAGAAGAUUCUGGAUGGGAUUCAAAGGAGGAAACAGGCAGUGGAUAGAGCACCGGCCAUGGGGGAUACUGAAUUGUAAGCAACUCAGUGAGAUAGCACCAUAAAACGAAGAACGGCCAACCAAAGUGCCAGAAAACUCAACGGUCACUGGGCAAGUGACUGAUAUGCCUUUCCCAUGCCAAAUGUGUGCCACUGGAAGAGACACAGGGCUCUCCCCAAUAUUAUGAUCCAUGCGUCUGCCAAGACUAUUUAACUCAAUGUCUGCUGGAGCAUAAGGAAGAAAUUCAGGACUUGUGUGAUAUCACGUUCAACAUAUCAGAGAGCUUUGUAUUACUUAAGCAUUUCUCUAUAUAUAUUUGUAUAGUAAUUAUGUUCUGUGUUUCCCAUAUACUGUAUGUUUAAA